This is a messenger RNA of Camellia sinensis, 1510 nucleotides long. RefSeq names its product beta-1,4-xylosyltransferase IRX9. Gene Ontology annotation, cellular component: Golgi membrane. NCBI's taxonomy places the organism in Eukaryota, Viridiplantae, Streptophyta, Magnoliopsida, Ericales, Theaceae. Gene Ontology annotation, molecular function: galactosylgalactosylxylosylprotein 3-beta-glucuronosyltransferase activity; xylosyltransferase activity. The record is from RefSeq and is a predicted model, not a curated record. Gene Ontology annotation, biological process: plant-type secondary cell wall biogenesis; glucuronoxylan biosynthetic process.
GAAGCAAUGCCUCAACCUCUCAAAUAUCUCAAAACCCCAAAAAACAGCUAAACUAUAAAGUUCACCAAUGCCAAUCAUAUGUCACCUUAGUCUUCUACUUUUCUAGUUCCCUUCCAACUUAUUUAUCUUCAUUCAAGUUCAUCCAUAGCUGCCGGAAAAGUCAGAUUCCGACAACUUUUCCGGUCAUCGAUAUGGGUACAGUGGAAAGAUCCAAGAAAAAGGUCCAAUUAUACAAUAAAGCUAUAUUCCACUUCUUCUUGUGUUUUGUUAUGGGAUUCUUCACCGGCUUCGCCCCAACGGGUAAGUCACUUUUUUCUAGACCUGUUGUCGCAUCGAAUAGAUCAGCAUUUUCACCACAAAGUCUGAGUCUGAGUUUGAGUCCGAGCCAAGCAAGAACACAGAGUGACAGUUUCAACACAAGUUUGUUAGAUGAAACUCCUAUUGUGGCAAUACCAACAAAGUCAAAGUCAAAGUCUGAGUUUGAGUUUGAGUUUGAGUCUGAGUUUGAAUUCGAGCAUGAGAGAUUAACAAAUUUGGAAAAAGUCGAGUUGAUCCCCAAUAGGCUCAUAAUUGUUGUCACACCGACUAGUGUGAAGGAUCGCCUUAGAGCGGUCCAUCUAAGGAGGCUAACAAACACAUUGAGAUUAGUUCCUCCACCAUUAUUGUGGAUGGUUGUGGAGCAAAAGUCUAAUUCAGCUCGAGUUUCUGAAAUACUUAGAAAAACGGGUAUUAUGUACCGUCAUUUGGUGUUCAAAGAGAAUUUUACUGAUUUUGAAGCGGAAAUGGAUCAUCAAAGGAACCUUGCGUUGAAUCACAUCGAGCACCAUAGGCUAAGUGGGAUCGUUCACUUUGCCGGGCUCUCCAAUGUUUAUGAUUUGAGCUUCUUCGAUGAGAUCAGAGCCAUUGAGGUGUUUGGGACAUGGCCAAUGGCAAUGCUAUCUGCAAAUAAGAAGAUGGUGAUGAUUGAAGGACCUGUAUGUGAUUCUUCAGAAGUUGUAGGAUGGCAUCUGAGUAAUAUGAACAAUUUAACAGAUACAAGUUCACCAGUUCAUAUUUCUAGCUUUGCAUUCAACAGUUCAAUCCUGUGGGACCCUGAAAGAUGGGGUCGCUCAUCUUCUGUCCAAGACACAUCACAGAAUACAAUUAAAUUUGUGAAGAAAGAAGUUCUUGAAGAGGAGACAAAGUUGAUAGGAAUCCCAGCAAAGGGUUGCUCCAAAAUCAUGCUCUGGAAUCUCCAUAUUCCAACACCAAACGCUCAAAGAUAAUAUUGCAGACAUCAAAUUACUGGGUUGCAUAUAUUGAGAAAGACAAGUGCUCGAGAUUUUGAUAUAUCAUAGAUGCGUUUUGUAUUAUAAAAGAGUAUUGAAGGCAAGUUUAGUAGAUAGAUAGAGCAAUAUAUAUAUAUAUAUAUAUAUUUGUAAAAAUUGAUAUGUAUGCUCGAGAAUAUAUGGUAUUGUAUUUUGAUUAUAUUUUUGUAAUUAUAUAUAGUGAAUAGAAACAUCUAGUGAUA